UUAGUUUCUUUCUUUCUGGAUCGCCUCUGUUACUGUUAAUAUUAUUUCGGAUUCUCACUCUCACUGUCGCAACCCUCAGUCCCUCACCGCACCACCGCGCAACACUCUUUCUCCGUUCGCUCCUUUUGUUGUCGCACAUCUCACGGUCCCAUUGCUUUGUGCUUCCUCUCUCCAUCUAUCUGUUAGUCGCGGACCGCCUUGUCAAGAGAGAGCUCUACGAUUGAAAAUCCAGGAGAAGCUUCUUCUGGUUUUCAUUUCUAAAGUUUCCUGUAAAAAAGAUGGCUCAGAGAGGUGUUUGGCAACUUAAAAAACUGAUAGUUAAUUAUUGUGACUGGGGAGGCAGUAGCAGGGGCAUCAGGGCGUUUAUGGAGUCCCAACUACCAGCGUUUAAAGAAAAGAAUCCUCAGUUGGAGGUAGUUACUGAGCUCAUUCGUGGUCAGCAUCCACAUUUGAAGGGGUUCUACAAGAACAAAAGAGAACGGGUGGUAUGUGUGAGAAAUAUGGAUUCAGAUGAGGUUCACCAAUGUGCAACAAAACUAAGAAAUUCAUUGGGAAGAAAGGUGGUGAAACUGAAGACUAGGCAUAUAACCAAGCACCCUAGUGUACAAGGUACAUGGACUACAGAGGUGAGAUUUUGAGGUGAAGCAUCAAAGUGAAAGAGCUUAUUUUGGAUUUGUUGUAUCAAUAAUGUUGAACCUGUGCAGAUGUUUGAGGUAUUGAGUUUUGCUGUGCAAUUAGACACAAUCAAGACACUCACUGCAUGCUAUUAAUCUGCAAUGUUUUUCAUUUGCAAAAUAUGUGUUACUGAUAUCAGAAAUAUAUUUGCACGCAAAUGACACUAAUAGUGAUGUAUAGUUAAUGUAAGGUAAAACCUCAACUUCAAUCGUAGUACAUAUGCGGCUUUGGGGGAUGACGAUCA
This is a messenger RNA of Humulus lupulus (European hop), 919 nucleotides long. RefSeq names its product large ribosomal subunit protein mL43. Gene Ontology annotation, biological process: mitochondrial translation. Gene Ontology annotation, molecular function: structural constituent of ribosome. The coding region runs from base 279 to 638 and encodes 119 amino acids. Gene Ontology annotation, cellular component: mitochondrial large ribosomal subunit. NCBI's taxonomy places the organism in Eukaryota, Viridiplantae, Streptophyta, Magnoliopsida, Rosales, Cannabaceae. The transcript is spliced from 4 exons. The record is from RefSeq and is a predicted model, not a curated record.